Molecule: messenger RNA, 791 nt
Organism: Tripterygium wilfordii
Lineage: Eukaryota; Viridiplantae; Streptophyta; Magnoliopsida; Celastrales; Celastraceae
Product: secoisolariciresinol dehydrogenase-like
Exons: 1
Molecular function (GO): oxidoreductase activity, acting on the CH-OH group of donors, NAD or NADP as acceptor
Source: RefSeq, a predicted model, not a curated record
CACAGGCUAGAAGGCAAAGUUGCAAUAAUAACUGGUGGGGCAAGUGGGAUCGGAGAGGCCACAGCUAGACUAUUUGUUAAACAUGGUGCGAAGGUUAUCGUCGCGGACAUACAAGACCAGCUAGCUCAGUCAGUUUGUUUGGACAGCAAUGUUACUUAUGUACACUGUGAUGUCACUAGUGAUUUGGACAUGAAAAAUGUGGUUGAUGUUGCCAUUGUCAAGUAUGGUAAGCUAGACAUAAUGUACAACAAUGCUGGAAUCACUGGCGAUCUUGACCAAACGAUAUUAGGCACUGGAAAUGAGAACUUCAAAAGGGUUUUUGACGUCAAUGUAUAUGGUGCGUUCUUGGGUGCUAAACAUGCUGCUAAGGUCAUGAUUCCUGCAAAAAAGGGAGUGAUUCUGUUCACUUCUAGUGUCUGCUCUGUCGCUUGUGGGGAGUCGCCGCACGCUUACACUAUGUCCAAGCAUGCGGUGGUUGGGUUGAUGAAGAAUUUGUGUGUGGAGUUGGGGGAAUAUGGGAUUAGAGUUAAUUGUAUCUCUCCUUGUGCCAUCGCUACACCAUUGCUAAGAAAUGCAAUGGGGGUGGAGAAAAGUGUGGUGGAGGAAGUGCUUUGUGCCUCGGCGAAUUUGAAAGGGGUGGUGCCGGAACCGGAGGACGUGGCGGAGGCGGCCGUGUAUAUGGCUAGUGAGGAGGGCAAGUAUGUGAGUGGACUGAACCUUGUGGUUGAUGGGGGUUACAGCACCACUAAUCAGUCUUUCACUACGGUAUUGAAAAAUUUCAUGUCUUAAUC